UGGAGCCGCCCCCCUGCCCUGCUGAGCGCACAUGUCCGCCUGCCCAUGCCCAGAAGAUGACCAGGCUGCUCUUGGGGGUGACCCUGGAAAGGAUUUGCAAGGCCGUGCUGCUGCUCUGCCUGCUCCACUUCGUCAUCAUCAUGAUCCUCUACUUUGACGUCUACUUUGGCGAAGACACCUUCAACCGGGCCAAACUGCUCAACGUGGGGUUCCUGGAGGCCCUCAAGGAUGACGAGGAGUACGACUGCUUCAUCUUCAGCGACGUGGACCUCAUCCCCAUGGACGACCGCAACCUCUAUCGCUGCUACGAGCAGCCGCGGCACUUUGCUGUUGGCAUGGACAAGUUUGGGUUCAGGCUGCCCUACGCCGGCUACUUUGGUGGCGUCUCUGGGCUGAGCAAGUCCCAGUUCCUGAAGAUCAACGGCUUUCCCAACGAGUACUGGGGCUGGGGAGGAGAGGACGAUGACAUCUUUAACCGGUAA
This is a messenger RNA of Pygoscelis adeliae (Adelie penguin), 482 nucleotides long. It is a transcript of the gene B4GALT2, whose product is annotated as UDP-Gal:betaGlcNAc beta 1,4- galactosyltransferase, polypeptide 2. NCBI's taxonomy places the organism in Eukaryota, Metazoa, Chordata, Aves, Sphenisciformes, Spheniscidae. The record is from RefSeq and is a predicted model, not a curated record. Gene Ontology annotation, molecular function: glycosyltransferase activity. Gene Ontology annotation, biological process: carbohydrate metabolic process. The transcript has 3 exons. Bases 57 to 482 code for a protein of 141 amino acids.